GGGCUUGUUUUCAGAGAGCGUGACAUACAGAGAGAGACAUCCCUGAUAGGCCAACAAAACGAGAAACAGGCGGUUGACGGGACACACAAAAAGAACACGGAAAAAAAAAACUGGUCACAUUUCUCAGGCACCUGAAAACGUGCGGGUUAUUUUAGGACUCGUGUUGCUCAUUGAUGAGUGGGAGUGUUUAAACUACUUCUACUCCGGUCAUGUUUUGAUCGUGACUGUACAUGGCAAGCAGCUGAACGCGUCUCUGUAAUUCAGAGAACCCCGCAACAGUGAUACUAUAUCGCAGCUGGUGUCAUAAGGUGUGCAGACGGAGAGCCGAGCUGUCUCUUCACCUAGGAAAUAAUUCGGAUCAAGAGAUCAGCUCUAAUUACCUUUUAAAAUAUUUCUUUUACUUUUUCUUUGCUGUCCGGGUUUUCUCAACAACCCCAAUGCUCUGCGCACACUGCUGUUUGCCUGAGCUUGUGGAUACAUUCUUUAUGCUUUGGCAGUUCUGGACUCUUUCACCUAUAUCAACGAAACUGAUCGGUAGCAAGCAAAGCCAGUCAUUCCAGCAGUAGACGCCCUCCAAUUGAACUGAACAACUGACCAACGUCGACCUACUAGGAAACAUGGAACACAGUCCUGGUGGUGGUGUUAUCUUGUACGCUGGCUCGUCCGGCAGUGCCAGCCCGAGUCCUGGCAGCCCCUCAAGUGGAUACCAGUCCCAGUCACCGUCCUCCCACUCGCAGCCUUCAUCCCCAGAGGGUGUCUUCUUUCAGGAGAUUGGGCCCCUGAAGCAAAGAGAGGAACGGAGGGGUGGGACACCUUCCCCAAAAUUGGUCUUCCAGUUUCCUGAGGUGAACAGUGCUCCUGUUGCCCAAAUAACAACAGUAUCAUCGGCAACUUACAGCCAUCCCACAGUGGCCAAAAGACCUUGUGGUUUCACUGGAACGUUCACUAAAACCGGGGGUAUGGUACUUCUGUGUAAGGUGUGCGGAGACAUUGCAUCUGGGUUCCAUUAUGGUGUUCAUGCCUGUGAAGGCUGCAAGGGUUUCUUCAGACGUAGCAUUCAGCAGAAUAUCCACUACAAGAUGUGUGUAAAGAAUGAAAACUGUGUCAUCAUGCGCAUGAACCGAAACCGGUGCCAGCACUGCCGCUUUAAGAAGUGUCUCUCCGUGGGCAUGUCCAGAGAUGCUGUGCGUUUUGGGCGUAUUCCCAAACGGGAGAAGCAGAGACUACUGGAUGAGAUGCAGAGCUACAUGAACAGUCUCAAUGAAUCUGCUUCAAUGGAAAUGGAGGUGUCCUGUCCUCCCGAAGCCCCAUGCAGUCCACAGAACCAGACGAAUGAAGGUGCAAGCUCCAUGUCGCAGUCUUACCGCGGCAACUUAAUGAACAGAGAUCAGAAACCACUCAAGAUGGCUGCCGGCAAUGGCAACAUCAGAGCUUCCUCUUUCCAGAACAACUCAGUGCAGCAACCUUCCCUGUCGCACUCGGCAACCCAGACCCACCACACGGUUCAAGGAGAGCAGGCGAGCUACCACAUCCCCACAAGCUGCCCUGUUUCCUCCACACACAACGAAAACUCCACCGUCGUCGAUGAUGCCAAGUACACCUUCUCUUCCAAUCAGAAUCAGUGCCCCGUCAGUGGCCGACUAUCCGCUAAAUCCUACUCAGCCAAUCAGAACAGUUACCCAGCCAGUGAUUCCCAGAACCAAAGUCCCUGCCCCUGGAAGCCAAACGGAGGAGCCAAAGUGCUGGCAUGUCCACUCAAUUCCUGUCCAGUGGCUCCGGCCAGUCGCUCCAGUCAGGAGGUGUGGGAGUCUUUCUCCCAGUGCUUCACCCCCGCUGUUAAAGAAGUAGUGGAGUUUGCAAAGAGCAUCCCGGGCUUCCAGUCUCUCAGCCAGCAUGAUCAGGUCAUGCUGCUCAAGUCCGGCACUUUCCAGGUUCUGAUGGUCAGAUUCUGCUCACUAUUUGACCCCAAGGAAAGGACAGUGACCUUCCUCAAUGGGCAGUCAUACUCCCUGGCAUCGCUUAGGGCUCUUGGCAUGGGUUCCUUACUGGACGCUAUGUUUGAUUUCAGCGAGAAGCUGGGAUAUUUGGGUCUGGAGCCAGACGAGAUGGCUCUAUUCAUGGCUGUCGUGCUAGUUUCUGCUGAUUGCUCUGGCAUAGUGGAGGUUGGAGCAGUGGAGCAACUGCAAGAGAAUCUAAUAAAAGCUCUGCGCUCUCUCAUCACCAGUCGCCGCCCAGAUGAUAGCACACUAUUCCCAAAGUUGCUUCUACGUCUGCCGGACCUGCGCACGCUGAACAACCACCAUUCUGACAAGCUUUUAGCUUUCAGAAUAGAUCCUUGAUUUUGAAGAGCUAAAGCUUCUGGAGGUGCUUUGGGAAGCCUCCCUGCUCCCCAUGCAAGCUGGUCUGCCACACAGUACACUGGCCCUUGCAUGAUACUGUGGGAGCUGUGCCAAGUCUGAUGCCAUGAGAGAGCAAACUUCGGGGGGAAAAAAAUGUAGGUGAAAGAUGUAGGCACAGCACAAGGGUGGAGGCUCCUGAACUCCAACCUCUUCCAAUUCCAGGAUUGCUAAAACAAAACACACACACAUUAAAAACAUAGAUUGUGUUCUUCCAUGGGUUCUUCGAGUCAACAUCAAACCAAGUCAUCACCUCUCCCUCGGGGAGUUUGUGCUGAAGACCAAAAAGAAGAGAGAGCCUAUUGUUUCUUCCUAGACUUUGUCCUCCAAUCCCAGCUCACAAAGCUAACAAGAAGGAAGCACACUCUUACCCAGAGAAAAAGGAACAUGUAAAAACAUUCAUCAACAAUGAUUUCUUACUGUACAUUCAUGCUACAAUGUGUAAACGGCACUUUCCAUACAUUGAGAAGA
Etheostoma cragini (Arkansas darter) is the source of this 2867-nucleotide messenger RNA. Its product is annotated as nuclear receptor subfamily 1 group D member 1-like. The transcript has 8 exons. Lineage: Eukaryota; Metazoa; Chordata; Actinopteri; Perciformes; Percidae. The record is from RefSeq and is a predicted model, not a curated record. The coding region runs from base 618 to 2339 and encodes 573 amino acids. Gene Ontology annotation, molecular function: nuclear receptor activity; zinc ion binding; RNA polymerase II cis-regulatory region sequence-specific DNA binding. Gene Ontology annotation, biological process: hormone-mediated signaling pathway; positive regulation of transcription by RNA polymerase II; cell differentiation.